UCCUGAUGAGCCAACAGCAGAAAAAAUGUUUGCAAUCCUGAUUUGCGUCUUGACUCUGCAGCAGGUGCACUCUGCCUGCGUUGUGCAAGACAUUUGCACAGAGAACACAAAGGUCCAGACUGAGAUCGUGGACCAACACAAUGCCCUAAGGAGAGCGGUUCAGCCUACUGCUUCUAACAUGCUGAUAAUGAACUAUAGUCAGGAGGUAGCAGUCAGUGCUCAGGCCUGGGUUGACAAUUGUAUUUUGGCUCAUGGACAACCCAGCACCCGCAUGCUCAAUGGAUAUGAAAUGGGUGAGAAUCUCUUCUAUUCAUCCAAACCUUACCCGUGGACGGAUGUCAUUAAUGCCUGGCACAGUGAGGUGUCAAGAUACCUGUAUCCCAACGGCUCCACCAACGGCCAACCCACUGGUCACUACACGCAGGUGGUGUGGAACAGCUCCUACAGAGUUGGCUGUGGAAUGACAUUGUGCCCGAACAAGAUCUAUUUCUAUGGCUGCCAUUAUUUCCGAGCAGGAAACUUUAAGGGAUGGCCACCUUAUAAGGCUGGACCCCCAUGUGCUUCCUGCCCCAAUGACUGUGAAGACAAACUCUGCACCAACCCCUGUCCUUACAUAAACAAAUACCGCAAUUGUCCCACCUUGAGUGUCACUUUUGGAUGUGGCAAUGCGCUGGUGAAGGCCUGGUGUCCUGCUUCAUGCAACUGCACCGAACAAAUCAUUCCAGUAGCCUAAACACAAGCCCUUGAGUUUGUAAAUUGUACUCUAUCUACACAUUUACAUCUUUGUUGAUUCUCUGUCUAAGCUACUUUAAUUAAUCAAUUUCCUUAAAGCUUAUAACAGUAUACUCAGGAUGCAACCAAAGAACAUGUGUCUGAAAUAAACGUGGUUUAGUACUGAUUGCCUUAAGAUAGAGGGAUGUUUUUGUUUUUUUUAAAUGAUGUAUCUCUAACCAAACCCCUGUUGGGGCCAUGCAUGAUGUCAUAUAGAGAUGUCUCCCACUAUGCGUUAUGAAUUGCAAGAAAUGUAUCAGCACAAGCAAACAGUACAGUUAUACUGUUAAUCCACCCAAGCUCAAGAUAAUAUAAACCACAAAUAUUAUUUCUACACAGUCUUACAAAAAGACUACAUUGUAUAUCAAGUGGUGUAUGCUGUAAUUGUGUUAUGGUUGAUAAGAGAUAAACAUCUCAUGGCUUUAGUUGUAGCAUUUCAAUAUUUAGCUUUUUCUUUUAAAUUAAAUUGAGUACAAAAACAU
Molecule: messenger RNA, 1253 nt
Organism: Etheostoma cragini (Arkansas darter)
Lineage: Eukaryota; Metazoa; Chordata; Actinopteri; Perciformes; Percidae
Product: cysteine-rich venom protein pseudecin
Exons: 9
Coding region: 26-733 (235 amino acids)
Cellular component (GO): extracellular region
Source: RefSeq, a predicted model, not a curated record